GGGGUACAAGGCUUGAAUUUCGCUCAGCUUCUUGACUAAACAAAAAAGAACGAAUGGGCACGUUUCAUAACCAUCUUUUUCAGGAGACGAAUGCGAUAUGCAUGGUAUUGAGAUCUUGCGCUAUGCAACCAGCGCACCAUUGCUUGUACUCGCUGUUUAUCAUCCUUACCCAUGAUGGAGCAUAUGACCUUUCGACUAACUCUUUAUGUAUCUCAGCACUAUGCAUUCAUGGAUUACGUGUGUACUACAUGUCACACAUUUCUAUGGGAAUUGGAAUCUAUCUAGUUUGUGUUCUGCUGCAAGACUACUGACCUUACGCCUAACUCCUAGUAUAGACUCCACAAGACAGGGAAAACAACGUUCAUUACUUGUCUGCUACAAUUGCUUGAGCUUUUUGAUUUGCUCUGCCCAGUCAUAUAUAACACCGUCG
Messenger RNA from Cylicocyclus nassatus, 430 nucleotides. NCBI's taxonomy places the organism in Eukaryota, Metazoa, Nematoda, Chromadorea, Rhabditida, Strongylidae. The record is from the annotation of a GenBank genome assembly.